AUGAAGCCUAAGAGCAGCGGCUCGAAGGCACAAACCGAAGAACCUCAUAUCAAAGAGGUUAGUAACGACGCUGACGGUCGCUCUGCUUACGAUAUAACUAAAUCCGAACCCAAAGAUAAACCGAUCACUCCUACCCCUAUAACUACAAAAAAGGUACUUACUGCUACUGCUACUAUCAAUAAGGGCAAGCAGAGAGAUAACCACCGCAGCUUAUUCUUUAUAUUACACAAAGAUAGCCUCUACGAGUUUAAGAACCCUAAAGACCUUCAGACAUACCUCCAGAAGGAUCCUGAACGCUUCUAUUAUCUAAUCAACAACCAGACUAAAAUCUACAAGAAGCUAACGAAGAUUAUAACUGUCUGCAAAAGGAACUCUGCCGGAGCCAGCAGCCUAAAGAAAGAAUCCCGUAUCGAUCCCGUCACACUUAAGAAGAGCCUAAACUAUAUAUACACUCUCACUCUCGUUCACUAUAUCGAUUAUACCGUUACUCUCAGUUACGUUCCCAAGCUUAAGCAGAGAACCGAGGAACGUUACUUUGAAUAUAAUAAGACAGGCUAUAUUAGUAAGGAUUACCUGAAGCGUGCGCUAUGUCUAUUAAAGGAGCCUAAACCUAUUACUGUUGUUAACCUUACUGAUAUAGAAGUACCUGCUCCCCUAGCACCCACUGUCGAUACAGAAAAAGCCUAG
Penicillium cosmopolitanum is the source of this 687-nucleotide messenger RNA. RefSeq lists its product as uncharacterized. The transcript is spliced from 3 exons. The record is from RefSeq and is a predicted model, not a curated record. Bases 1 to 687 code for a protein of 228 amino acids. NCBI's taxonomy places the organism in Eukaryota, Fungi, Ascomycota, Eurotiomycetes, Eurotiales, Aspergillaceae.